GCUAUUUUGAUUUUUUUUUAGCACGGCACCUGCCCGUACGAUUCAUUGACUCUACAAUUCAAAAAAUGUUUUCGCUUAUUAUACAUCUGUAAUUGCUUAGCGUGCCAGUGUUUGAAAGCGACUUACACGCAAUCUUAUUGCACAUUAUAAAUAAACGGUUGGCUUAACGAAAUCAUGAUCGAUUAUCUUAUGCACUGAUGGUGACUAAACUCCACAAGGAAUAAGAUAAAAUGACAAUCUUAUCUGUUACACUCAAAGUCAGGUUUAUUUAUGAAUUUUAUGUUUAGAUCUCCAUUGACGCUCACACUGGCAAUAGAAUGAAGUCGUUAGGGAGUGCAGUUGCGGUCCUAUUGCUUUUUUCGGCCGGUAUUGUGCCGUCUUUGUGUACGGAUUGGGAGGCCCGUUUUGAUCCCAACAAAACGAUAAUUGUAAUUGAUGAGAUCGCAGACGUUCAUCUCAUUCUAUCAAAUCUCCCAGCUGAAACAAGCGACACUAUCAACAGAUAUUUUGUGAUAAAAAGUGAAAACGAGCAGGUGGCUGUAGUUGAUAAUCCAGAUGAAAUCUUAUUUCGUAAUGUGGCCGGCGAAAGUGGUCAAUGGGAAACACAUUUUCGGGUCAAAGGUGUCUUCUUAGGCACGGUGCACGUGUUUGUGGAAAGGAGAGAUGGUAUUGAGCUAGAACGGUCAAAUGAAGUUCUAGAUGUAAUUGUUUCGAGGCCAGAGCGACUGCUUGACACAUUAUUCGCUGUGAUUGUAGUUCUGCUGUUGGCAAUCUUAUUUAUCAACUUUGGUGCAGCGAUCGAUCUAAAGUCGAUGAAGGACAUUUUUAGAAGGCCUAUUGGACCGGCAAUAGGAACCGUCUGUCAAUUGGCAUUAGUACCUCUGAUCGCAUAUGGUCUGGGAUUAGCUCUAUUUCCGAAUGAUCCAGGACUUGCUUUAGGGCUUUUUUUAACUGGUAUUAGUCCAGCUGGAGGAGCUAGCAACAUCUGGACGCUUCUAUGCGGAGGCAACAUAAAUUUAUCCAUUUCGAUGACAACGAUCUCGACUCUGGCAUGUUUUGGCACCAUUCCUUUAUGGCUAUAUUUACUUGGUAGAAGUAUUUUCGAUCGAGCAAAUCUGGGUGUGCCGUAUACACAAGUAACAUUGAUUGCCAUUAGCCUUCUGGUUCCCUUAGCCAUUGGUCUGCUGAUUCAACGAUUUCUGCCCAAAUUAGCCAAAUUUCUGGUUAAAUAUAUGGAAAAGCUUUCGUUGCUCUUCCUAAUCAUAAUUGUUGUUCUUGGAAUCUUUACGAACAGCUAUAUGAUGCCAUUGUUUGGGUGGGAGAUAUUCGGUGCCGGCCUCGGUCUUCCACUUCUUGGCAACAUUUUGGGACUAGCCGCGGCUGCAAUAUUCCGACAACCGAUAGAGGAUUGCAUAGCAAUAUCCAUAGAAAUCGGUGUUCAGAACACAGCGUUGACGUUGUUCCUAUUAACGUUUUCUCUUGAACCACCAACAGCAGACAUCGCAAUGAUUAUACCAAUUGCAGUUUCAAUAUUGACUCCAGUACCGAUGGUUGUAUUCAUUGUAGUCAAAAAAGUUCUGCAGUGUCUGAAAAGGAAGAAGCCAGAGGAAGUGGUUACUGUUGAGAGCGAGAUGGAAAAAGUGACGUUGUAGUGAAAUGUUUAUUCUAAGAGAAUUUUGUACAAAUAAAACAUAAGAAAUUCAUU
Messenger RNA from Bradysia coprophila, 1705 nucleotides. RefSeq names its product ileal sodium/bile acid cotransporter-like. The record is from RefSeq and is a predicted model, not a curated record. Lineage: Eukaryota; Metazoa; Arthropoda; Insecta; Diptera; Sciaridae. Gene Ontology annotation, cellular component: membrane.